Umbelopsis ramanniana AG is the source of this 1130-nucleotide messenger RNA. RefSeq lists its product as uncharacterized. Bases 217 to 969 code for a protein of 250 amino acids. The record is from RefSeq and is a predicted model, not a curated record. Gene Ontology annotation, cellular component: mitochondrion. Lineage: Eukaryota; Fungi; Mucoromycota; Umbelopsidomycetes; Umbelopsidales; Umbelopsidaceae. The transcript is spliced from 5 exons.
CUUCAGGCUGCUCGUCCACGUCCUCUGUUUCAAUCUUUCGCCGUAUAGCCUUGCCUUUGCCGGCCUUUUUGAACAUGGUGGUGGUAGACGAUAUGAAGGUUGGGUAACAGUCACGAGCGGUCGGAUUUUUCAGUACAUGAAUGGGUGGCGAGUGGCUUUUGACAGUUUUCAAAAAAUAAUUUACGGCAGGCCCGCCCUGUGGAGAAAGUCAACAUAAUGAACACAUUACGGGCGAUACAACGAGUGGCUCCCGCAUUAGCAUUGCGACAACCUCAAACUGCUACCUACUUAAACCCUGCCUUUGCACUGGGUAUUCGCGGUUAUGCUUCAAAACACAGAGUCACUGAGGGCAAACAAAUUCUUGUUCGAGAUUACGGCGUCAUUGCAAACUACGUUCCACCAGAGACGACGCCAUCAGUCAGUGACUUUCACAAAUGGCGACUUGUCAAGUGGAGAAAUAUGAGAAACAGCGUACAAAACAUGUUGGGAAUUGGUCUUAUCAAAUACAAGUCAUUGUACGAAAAGUGGAACUCUGGCAAAUUUAUGUCUGUUGCUGAGGAAACCUACAAGGAUAUGAACAGCGCUUUUGCACGAGGCGAUCGGAACCUUUUGGAAGAGGUUUGCUUGGAUGCAAUGUAUUCAAAUUUAAAGAACCAGCUCAAAACCCGAUCCAACGUCACUUGGGAUUGGCAAUACCACGGUGAAGUCGAGCCACCAAAGAUUGUUUGUGUACGCUGUAUGGGCACCAGUGGGUUCAGUAAAACAGGAUUUUCUGUUGGUCAGGUCACUGUCAGGAUGCACACCAAACAGUCGAUGGCGGUGUAUGAUAAGAAGAACCGCCUGAUUGCUGGUGACCCUCAUAAAAUCCAAAACGUUCGAGAAUACGUUGUCUUCCAGCGGGCAUUGACUGACCCUGAGGACGUUUGGAAAAUUUAUGGCAAAGUGGCUCCUACUGAGCAAAAAUUUUAGACAUUUUGAGACUUUGGAGCCACCUCUUUUUUACCAGGCGGGAAAUCUCCGCCCGAUAAUAAGAAACUCAUCCCAGAUACUUCAGUAUGGCUUUGUUUAGAAAACACACUCUCUCUCUCAAAAUAAAAGCAUAUAAAAAGUCUUUUAUCAACUCUCUCCCU